Glossina fuscipes is the source of this 2148-nucleotide messenger RNA. Its product is annotated as beta-catenin-like protein 1. The record is from RefSeq and is a predicted model, not a curated record. NCBI's taxonomy places the organism in Eukaryota, Metazoa, Arthropoda, Insecta, Diptera, Glossinidae. Bases 127 to 1875 code for a protein of 582 amino acids. The transcript is spliced from 4 exons. Gene Ontology annotation, cellular component: spliceosomal complex.
GAGUUAUUAAAUUCAGCUCUGGCAACGUCAUGUCCAAGUUGUAAAUAAAUCUUUAAAAGUCGUACAAAAUCUUUUGGCUGUGUUAUAAUUUGUUUUCCUCGCGAAAAUAUUGAAUUUAUGUAAGAGAUGGAUAUAGGUGAACUUCUAUCAUUUAAGCCUGAAGCUACACCAAAACGACCGCAUGAAGAUGACAUUGAAGAUUUAGGAACACCGGAACAACCGAGAAAUCGCCAGGAAGAGAAUCAUAAACGUAUGAAACGUAUAGCUCAAGCCAAAGAAGCGGCGGAAUUUACAAAACAAAGUGAAUUUUCAUCGACAGAAGCUAUAAGCGGUGUUGCUGCUUCACUUUUAGAUCCGGAAUUAACUGAGGAACAGCGUUUAAAUAUUUUAAAAUAUGUUGAAAGUGAAGAGGCUGAGGGGGAAGUAUUAGAUGAACAAGGCUUAAAGAAAUUACUUUUAGUGUUUGAGAAAAAGAAUUUAAAAAAUCAAGAACUACGAAUUAAAUAUCCAGAUAAUCCAGGAAAAUUUAUGGAUUCUGAAUUAGAGUUACACGAUAUGAUACAAGAAUUGAAAGCCGUAGCUGCUGUUCCCGAUUUAUAUCCUACAUUAGUUGAAUUAAAUGGUAUACCAAGUAUUUUGGAAUUAUUAUCGCAUCCCAAUACGGAUGUAGCAGUGGCCAUAGUAGACUUAUUGCAAGAAAUAACGGAUGUGGACAUAUUAAACGAAAGCUCCGAAGGUGCUAUUAUUUUAAUAGACGCAUUGAGAAAGCAACAAAUUUGUGCUUUAUUGGUUCAAAACAUGGAAAGAUUGAAUGAACAGAUAAGAGAAGAAGCCGAUGGUGUCCAUAAUACUUUAGCUAUUGUCGAGAACCUUACGGAGAUUAAUACCGCUAUUGCUUAUGAAGCCGCUCAGCAGGGUCUUAUGACCUGGUUGCUAAAACGUUUAAAGCAGAAACCUCCUUACGAUGCCAAUAAAUUAUACUGCAGUGAAAUUUUGUCAAUUCUCAUACAAAACAAUAACGACAAUCGUUUACUGCUAGGAGAGUUAGACGGAAUUGAUAUAUUGCUACAACAAUUGGCCAUUUAUAAGCGCCAUGAUCCAAUUACCACGGAAGAGCAAGAAUAUAUGGAAAAUAUGUUCAAUUGUCUAUGCUCUGCUUUAAUGGCCAAAGAGAAUCGCGAAAGAUUUCUUAAAGGAGAAGGAUUGCAAUUAAUGAAUUUAAUGCUACGCGAGAAGAAAAUGUCCCGCAACGGUUCGUUGAAAGUUUUAGAUCAUUCCAUGUCGGGACAAGACGGUCGAGAAAAUUGUAAUAAGUUUGUUGAUAUAUUGGGUUUACGUACGAUUUUCCCAUUGUUUAUGAAAACUCCAAAACGUAAUAAAAAACGUUUACUAUCCGCCGAUGCGCACGAAGAACAUGUAUGUUCAGUGAUAGCAUCAAUGUUAAGGAAUUGUAAGGGUUCUCAACGGCAAAGGCUGUUAUCCAAAUUCACGGAAAACGACCACGAAAAAGUUGAUCGUCUGUUGGAAUUACAUUUGAAGUAUUUGGAUAAACUUGAAAUAAUCGAUCGUGAAAUUAACCAACAAUCGAGGACUUCUAACGUUGGUGAAGAUGACGAAGCAGAGAAUAAUUACUUAAAACGAUUGACUGGCGGUUUAUUUAGUUUGCAAAUGAUUGAUUACAUUAUUCUAGAAGUGAGUGCCACCUCAGAAUCCAUUAAGCAACGCGUCGUUCAAAUACUUAAUCUACGUGGUGCCUCUAUGAAAUCUAUACGCAACGUGAUGAGAGAAUAUGCUGAAAAUUUGGGCGAUGACGGAGAUUCUGAUUGGAAAGAACAAGAGCAGGCACAUAUUUUGUCUUUGGUCGAUCGUUUUUAGUCCAACAGCGAUUUUGAAAAGCAAUAAAUUUGAUUUGAAUGAAUUCGGAAGCAAUUUGAUUUUGACUUACGCUAUCAUUUUUCUAUUUGACUAAACGAACAUUCGUAAGAUUACGUCCUAAUUUCGGAUUUCGCAAAAAUCGAUUCUAUCUUUCAACUUCUAAAAUAUUUCCGAAUAACCAUUGUGGGCCAUAAGGAUUUAUUGAACUACUUAAACUUACGAUCCCGUAUUACGUUAACAAAUUAGAUAACUUGCUAGUGAAUGCACAAUGGU